Messenger RNA from Exophiala aquamarina CBS 119918, 1035 nucleotides. RefSeq lists its product as uncharacterized. The transcript has a single exon. Bases 1 to 1035 code for a protein of 344 amino acids. Gene Ontology annotation, molecular function: oxidoreductase activity, acting on the CH-OH group of donors, NAD or NADP as acceptor. The record is from RefSeq and is a predicted model, not a curated record. Lineage: Eukaryota; Fungi; Ascomycota; Eurotiomycetes; Chaetothyriales; Herpotrichiellaceae.
AUGGCUUCUUCAGCCGACUUCAUGAUCCCACCGGGGUCUCUGGUUGUGGUUACGGGGGCCAACGGUUUCAUCGCCAGUCACGUCGUGGACCAACUUCUUCAGGCCGGCUUUCGGGUCCGUGGGACUGUGCGUAGCCAGAAAAAAGGUGGUUGGACGGUGGACUAUUUCAAUGGGAAAUAUGGGGCCGGGAAAUACGAGCUGAUUGAGGUACCAGAGAUGGGCGAUCCAGCAGCUUUCGAUGAAGCGGUGAAAGGCGCGGCUGGUUACAUCCAGAUGGCUACACCGGUCAUGGAGUCGUAUGACCCCCAUAAGGCUGUGCCGAAUGUAAUCAAUGGUGUAUUGAACGGAUUGAAAGCAGCCGCAGGCGAACCGUCCAUCAAGCGGUUUGUGAUGACCUCAUCGUCAACCGCAGCUGUUAGUCCUCAGCCCAACAAGGAGUUUAGCGUGACUCCCGAAACCUGGAAUGACGAGGUUGUGAAGCAAGCAUGGAAACCCCCAUAUGAGGGUGUACAGAAGAAGCUGGACGUUUACGCUGCCACCAAAACGGAGAGUGAGAAAGCUGCAUGGGAGUGGGUCGAAGAGAACAAACCCAACUUUGUGCUCAACGCUGUCCUACCCAACGCUAAUAUGGGGAAAGUACUCAGUGUGGAAGGUCAAGGGGCACCAAGCACUGUGGGUUGGAUCAAGGCUCUUUGGAACGGAUUCGAAGGCCAGGAAGACCUUAAGGAAAACCCACCUCAGUAUUUCGUCAAUGUCCAAGACACGGCCAGGGUGCAUGUAGGAGCACUCCUGUACGCAGAUAUGAACAGUGAACGACUAUUUGCUUGGGCGGCUCCAUACAACUGGAAUGACAUCCUCGCCAUUUUGAGGAAGUUGCACCCAAAUCACAAUUUCAUUGAAGAUAUCCCUGACCUUGGACGAGACCUGAGCAAAGUUUCAAAUGAGAGGGCAGAGGAGAUUGUCAAGCGGUUUGGGAGACCAGGCUGGACAAGCUUGGAAGACUCGAUCCGUGACACAACAGCAGGUUGGGCAUGA